AUUUGUGUCAUUGCACUAUUUAAAUGCCAUCCCGGGGCUGUUUCUGUUGGUUUUAAUCAUCGCUGACUAACGAAGAGCUGCCCCCGGCCGCAGCAGCCACAGCACCAUGAUGGACCUUUUUGAGACCAACGCUUAUUUUUUCAACGACCUGAGGUACCUGGAUGGGGAUUCUGGGCCUUUACAACACCUGGAAAUGGCAGACGUGUCUCCCUUGUAUCAAGGCAGCGACAGCACCAUGUCCCCCGGGGGGCAGGAGCAGAUCCCCUCCGAGACGGGCUGUGACAGCAGCGAGGAGGAGCACGUAUUGGCACCCCCGGGGCUGCAGCCCCACUGCGCCGGCCAAUGCCUCAUCUGGGCUUGCAAGACUUGUAAAAGGAAGUCGGCCACCGAUCGACGGAAAGCCGCCACCCUCCGAGAAAGGAGGCGGCUCAAGAAAAUCAAUGAAGCGUUCGAGGCUUUAAAGAAGAAGACCGUGGCAAACCCAAGCCAAAGGUUACCAAAGGUGGAGAUUUUACGCAGCGCCAUUAGUUACAUUGAGAAACUGCAGGACCUUUUACACACUCUGGAUCAACAAGAUAAAACGCAUGACAAUGUGGACCCGUAUAACUACAACCUGAAAGAACAGCACAUUAACAAGGUGUCCAGUACGGAACUGUACGGAAGAGGCAGCUGUCACUCAAGCUGGCAGGACAUUCCUGACCAUUCCAGCGUAUCUGCCGCAAUCCGGACUGAAGGACCGGGUGUUGAGUCUUCAUCUUCAACCAGUCUCCGUUGCCUUUCCUCCAUAGUGGACAGUAUUUCAAGCGAAGAGCCCAAAAUUAAUUACAGCGACGAGGCCAUUGACAAAUAAGUACCGGGUUUCACUUCCCCCUCGCAUUUCCAGACUGACUUCGUAAUUCCGACGUCUAAGCUGCACCAUUAGGUGACCGAACUGUGUCACAGCCUUUGUUAUUGUCCCGUGGGCACGUUAAACGUCCAUUCCCGGAGUGUUUUAAGAAUUAAAACAAAGGAAGAGCCCUAAGCUGACAGUCUGUGCAGAAAGCUGGCCAGUUUCUUUUGUAAAUAGAAGUCAUUUCUUAAUAUUUUGUAAAAAAAAAUUAUAAUUAAUAACAUUAAGUUUUUUGUUUUUU
Messenger RNA from Polypterus senegalus (gray bichir), 1130 nucleotides. RefSeq names its product myogenic factor 6 (gene myf6). Gene Ontology annotation, biological process: positive regulation of myoblast differentiation; regulation of transcription by RNA polymerase II; muscle organ development. Gene Ontology annotation, molecular function: protein dimerization activity; DNA-binding transcription factor activity, RNA polymerase II-specific; RNA polymerase II cis-regulatory region sequence-specific DNA binding. Lineage: Eukaryota; Metazoa; Chordata; Cladistia; Polypteriformes; Polypteridae. The record is from RefSeq and is a predicted model, not a curated record.